Molecule: messenger RNA, 746 nt
Organism: Tremella mesenterica DSM 1558
Lineage: Eukaryota; Fungi; Basidiomycota; Tremellomycetes; Tremellales; Tremellaceae
Exons: 2
Source: RefSeq, a predicted model, not a curated record
GUUCCACCUCUCUUUUCCAUCAUUCCACAUAGGUAAAUCACCACCCACUCACCACCUUGACAAAGUCAGUUGAAGGUAACAAUCACCAAGUGAUAAGAACAAGAAGGUUAAGUAGUGAUUGAGUUUGUGUUUGUGCGUUUUGAUACUUGUUCGAGCCAAGGAAGGAAGGUGAGAGAGGCAAAGGCAAAGGACUGUGCUUUGAAAUCCCUGUACAUGACAACCCCCUACAUCACACAGAAACAUGGACAUCACCACCAACCACAUUCCAAACUCUUCCACCUUUCGUCGUCUACCCGCAUUAGCAAAAUCACCUUUAAACUUUAGACGCGACAAAUCUUCUUUACCUCCUCUUCCUCCAUCUGAAAUACCUACAACUACUCGUCCACCGGAACCGACCACUUCUCCUAAAUCUUCAGAAACACUAUAUACCUCUUCUCAAACGAAAGCUUCCACAUUCCCUUCUUUAUCUCGUUUGGUCGGGGAAUCUUCAUCGUCCCAUAAGAACGGGACAGGGAAACAGGGGAUGAUGGAUGUUUCAACAUCUACUACAACAACACCUUCAUCAAGUUCUCAUCCGACUUUAUCACAUUCAAAUUCUGCUCAUUCACAUUUACCUUCAAGAACUUCUUCAUUACAAAACCCAAAUUCACAAUUUGUUACCAACGGAAAUUUGACGUCUGAAAAAUUGGAACAACCACCUUUAUCACCCUUUCCAAAUCGAUCAGCGGCGCAUCUGAUGCAAGUUC